UGCUUUUAAAUAAUCAACAAUUAAUGGACCCAAAUAUUUUUAUUCCACUUUAUUUGAAAAUUAUAAAUUACAAAUUCGGACAAUCUGAGGAAAAUUAGGAAAGGCUAAAAUUUAGCUAACUCACCAAACCUGUAUUUACCCAUUUUCUUACCCCAAAAAUUCAAUAUUUCUGUUUUAAUUCUCCAAAAACUGCAAUCCCUUUUUCCCAUAAUUUUCUUGUUCAGCCCCACUAAAAUUUUCCCUUUUUUAGUUUGAUCUUCUGCACCUUUUUUUUGUCCCGUUCUGUAAAAACGUAAAGAAGCUUGUUAAGGGAUAACCUUUAAAUCGCUUUUUUUAUUUAUUUUUUUUCCUUCUUUUUAAAUUUUUUUUUUUAUAAUUUCUGGGGUUUUUCAUCAAGAAAAAUUCAUGGGUUUUUGAGGGUUUACGGGAAUUUUUGUUCUUGGAGUUUGAAGUAUGGAAAGUAGAGAAGGUACCAUAAGUAGCAGUGGAAUCACAGUGGUGGGACUGGGAUCAGAUGCUCCUUCAGACUAUCACGUGGCUCCAAGGACCACUGAUAAUCCAAUUCAGGUUACUGGAUCAGCGCCGCCGCCUCAGCCGGCGGUCUCCGAUGCCGGAGUGUUUGGCGCCACCAUUGAGAAGAAGAAGAAGAGGGGUAGGCCGAGGAAGUAUACCCCUGAUGGCUCUGCCACUAAACCCCUCACUCCUAAGCCGAUUUCCUCCUCUGCCCCUGCGCCUAUGAUUGACUUCUCGGCUGCGGAGAAGGGCGGAAAACUCCGGCCGGCGCAGCAUCCUAUAACGGAAUCCGAAAUUUUGGGUGAAUGGGUUUCAUGUUCUGUUGGCGCUAAUUUUAUACCUCAUAUUAUCACUGUCAAUGCUGGAGAGGAUGUCAUGAUGAAGGUCAUAUCUUUCUCUCAACAAGGUCCUCGGGCGAUAUGCAUUCUCUCAGCUAAUGGAGUGAUUUCAAGCGUAACUCUUCGUCAACCUGAUUCUUCAGGUGGUACAUUGACAUACGAGGGUCGAUUUGAGAUACUAUCUCUGACUGGAUCAUUUAUGCCUUCCGAGACUGGAGGAACGAGGCACCGAUCUGGUGGUAUGAGCGUUUCUUUAGCUAGCCCCGAUGGGCGUGUUGUUGGGGGUGGAGUUGCUGGUUUACUGGUUGCUGCCAGUCCCACCCAGAUCGUGGUUGGUAGUUUUUUGGUGGGGAAUCAGCACGAACAGAAGACAAAGAAACACAAGACUCAGUCGACGGCUGUUACACCUACUGCUGCUAUUCCUAUCUCGAGCGCAAGGGCGGAAGAACUUUAUCAUACCAACUCUUCUCUCCGUGGAGAUAGCUGGUCGUCAAUGGGCCCCAACUCAACGAAUAAACCUACUGAUGUCGAUGCAUCUUUGCCCGAUUAGUUACCCUAAAUCACUAAUCACGUGUUCAUGAAGGUGGAUUGGACGAACUAGAAAUAUUUUCCAUUUCAUUGUCUAAUACCGCAUAACAAAUAUGCGCUAACAGUUCUCUCACCAACCCAAUUGGCAUCAAACCCCAUUCAUGGAUUCCCUACUUAACGAGUCUUAUCACUCAUCUGUUGUUCGUUUGUAAACUUAGUGCCAACAUGCUGCAUACAGGCGAGGUUUGUGCAGUAACUUAGCUAGAUAGUGCAUUCAAAUCGACAUGUUUACCGUUAUGAUCAUGUUGUAGAAUGUUGAGGUGUGUAAUUUACAAAGCCAUUGAGUCUUUUUAUCCAUUCUUGGUUCUUUAAUACAUCCAAAUUCAUGAUUUUUCUAA
Molecule: messenger RNA, 1777 nt
Organism: Olea europaea var. sylvestris
Lineage: Eukaryota; Viridiplantae; Streptophyta; Magnoliopsida; Lamiales; Oleaceae
Product: AT-hook motif nuclear-localized protein 1-like
Exons: 5
Coding region: 454-1401 (315 amino acids)
Molecular function (GO): minor groove of adenine-thymine-rich DNA binding
Source: RefSeq, a predicted model, not a curated record